Molecule: messenger RNA, 3414 nt
Organism: Hermetia illucens (black soldier fly)
Lineage: Eukaryota; Metazoa; Arthropoda; Insecta; Diptera; Stratiomyidae
Gene: swm
Product: zinc finger protein swm
Exons: 5
Coding region: 289-2937 (882 amino acids)
Biological process (GO): mRNA processing
Cellular component (GO): nucleus
Molecular function (GO): metal ion binding; RNA binding
Source: RefSeq, a predicted model, not a curated record
GAAAAAGUAAAGUGCUACAUUCGAGUAGAUGUCACACGAAAAAAUCUCGAGAUUUCAUAGUCGUGAAAAUUACGGAAAACACGGUAUUAAUCCGAUAGAAAUCAUUGUAUAAAGCAUAAAACGCCAUCGUUAUUACCAGAGAAUAGUAUUAGCAGAUAGUGGUGUGAAAACAUCUGAAAAUAGGACUUUAGUGAAUACUGUGGAAGAAGCGUGAAUAUAGGAGUCGGUCAGUUUGCUGUCAGCGUUUAACAGGAUCGACUAGCAAUUUGGAUAACACAGGGACGUAGGAUGAUCAUUAACAAUCCGGAAGCCCUGAAGGGCUGGUUGUCGGAGGUGUUGGCGCCACUAUGUGAAGCCGAACCGAUAGCACUAGCACGUUAUGUUUUCGCUCUCUUAAAAAAAGACAAACCGGUUAAAGAAUUGAAAAAAAGUAUGACUGAGCAGCUUGAUGUAUUUCUUGGCAGUGAAACAAAACCGUUCCUUGAUCGACUGUUCUCCGCCAUUUCAUCUGAAGAAUACCUGAAUCAGUUGCCCGUCACAAAGAAUGCCAUUGAUGCCGAAGUACCACCCAUGCCAGAAGCGAUGGAAGUAAAACACGAAAAGGAAUGCACCCCACCAUUAUAUGAUAACAAAGCCAAAGAAACGACAACAAAAAGUGCCGAGAUCACAUCGAACGUAUCGCCGGAUGAAACGCAAACACCAGCAGCAGAUACUGUCUUGCCCGUCGGCACAAUACAAAACAGCCCAACAAAAACGUCCGAUAAAGAAAAUCAACCACGUGAGUCUCGCCGGAGACGGGUUUCUUUGCGUUCACGCUCACGUUCCCGAUCACGGUCCGGGGAACGAUCUAGACGAUCUCGAUCACGCGACCGCCGAGUCAAUGAGAAACGUGUCUUCCGAAAUAAAUCACCUCCACCUGGUGAAAGAAGAAGACCAGAACGUCGUGUUGCAGAACGAUCUCCCAGACCGAUUGGUAAAAAUAGAACAAAAAGUCAUUCGGCGUCAAGAAGCCGGUCAGGUUCGCCCGAGCAUAGAAAAAUCUCCCGCUCAUCUUCCCCACCUGCUAGUGAAAAUAACAACAUAAACAAUGGUACGAAUAAAAGACAGCGAUGUCGAGAUUUCGACGAGAAGGGUUACUGCGUUCGAGGAGAGACGUGCCCUUGGGACCAUGGCGUGAAUCCUGUCGUGCUCGAAGGGAUCAAUAAUCCCACUCUCAUUGGAAUGCCAUCUCACUUACGUGAAUAUAACCCUGACGCGCCGGAGCUGUGGAAUCGAAGUAGUGCAUUCCAAGGAGCCCGCGGCCCAUUUCCCCAUAAGUCUGGAGUUGUUGUACCUGGUAAUUAUACUCGUCCGCCUGGCGCAGGCUUUCGGCCAACUACAGCUGCAUUCUCGUUCCCAAUCAAUCCAGCUGCUACCCCGUUGCAAAGAGAACUGAUUUCCGUGCCAGUGGUUGAUGCGAACGCUGGUGGCGACGUGUCAGCAUCGCAGUCGAAGCGUCGAUAUGAACCGGAAGACACCGUCGCCGUAGCUGAAGGGCCUACGAAACGAAAACUUCCCAUAAAUAGCAGAUUAGGGCCGCGGGUUGGGCCCCAGCAAAAUUGUACUUUGGAACUGCGCAAGAUACCCCGUGGCAUGAAUACAAUCACACAUUUGAAUAACCACUUUUCGAAAUUCGGUAAAAUCGUGAAUAUUCAAAUCUCGUACGAAGGAGACCCCGAAGCUGCAACUGUGACAUUUUCCACCCAUGCCGAGGCGAACGUAGCCUACCGGAGUACAGAGGCUGUUCUUAACAAUCGUUUCAUUAAGGUAUUCUGGCACAGUCCGGGUAGCACUGAAAACCCAAUCGUUACUACUCCAAAGGAGGACAUCGUGGCGAAUGGUCGAAAGCAGAGCCAGUACCAUUUGAACAAUGUAGUUCCUGCCGUGCCUACUACCGCAACUGAAAGUGCCAAAAUCAUUAAUGCAGCUAUCUCGUCUGCGGGAAGCACUGCCACGAGUACGGCACCAACAACUGUGUCAUCGGCGAUGACUCCUACUGCUCCUGCACCUGGGCCAGUUCGGUUGAAAACAAAUCGCUCAAUUACACUUCCGACUACCGCAAUUAUCCGGAAAAAGCAGGAGGAUCACAUAAAGACGGCUGUGCAAUUGGCUCAUGGCCUGCAUAAACGUAAACACGAGCUUCUACGCGAAUAUUUGAAAGAGAUGAAGGCUGCUGUGGAUCUUGUUGAGAAAACCGAUCCUUCGGAUCCGGCCCGUGCGAAAAAACUGACCACAAUCAAAGAUUUGCAGGUCGUGAUCGAUAAGCUGCGUAAGGAAAUUGCCACGGAACAAGUCCAAUUAUCCGCUCAAAUUCAAAAUCAACCGCCCGUGAAGAAAACAAAGGAGCAGCAGAAAAAGGAGUUGCUCGACCUGGAGUUGGAACUGAUUGCACAACAACAAGAAGGUAACGAUACCACCGCAAUUCAAAAACGCCUCGAGGAACUUCAACGGAGCUUGGGGAUUUCUUCGUCAUCGUCGACAUCACAUAAGACGCAUUUUGGACGAAACAUGCGCGUACGCAACACCGUUUCGACAUGCGUCGAUCGGAGACCGACGACUUUACUGAUAUCUGGAUUCGAUAGUGAAGACAGUGAUUUACUAUUGGGACAUUUUAAGCAUUUCGGCGAAAUCACUAAGCAUGAGGUGGAUCGAUCCGCUCCGCAACUAACCAUUUCGUAUGCAACUCGGCUUAAUGCAGAGCAGGCCGUGCUUCGGGGUCGAGUUUUCAAAGAGAAGCGCUUACAAAUUGCUUGGGCACCUACACAAAACAAAGUGGACAACACAGCUUCCGAUUCGACGACCAACAAAAUGUCUACCGAAUCAGUCCCGGACAAUCGUCUCGAGGACGAGGAGGAGGAGGAGGAUGCCGAGUCGGAGGAUCGGUCCUGGCGUCGUUGAUACUGCUACACCUAGAACUGAUCAAUUAACACAAUGUUAUCUAGACACAUAAGAAAUGACUGAACGUAAAAUCAUUUUAAGGCUUUAUGAAUUCAAGUGAGAAAGAAGAAAACUCCGAAUUGGAUCGAAGUUGUAAUUGCAGUUUCUGAUUUUGUUGAUAGUUUUUUUAGUGAUCGAUUUUAUAAAAUGAUUUUCCGUACGGUCCGCGUAGUUUGACCCUAAGUUCUACGAUAGAUACUGAUAUCCAAUACAAUAGAAUGACUUCCUCCAUUCUCUGAAGAAUUGCACUUAAUGGUUUUCAGUUCCAUUUCACUCGGCAUAGUGAAUUAUGCAACCUAGAGAACGCUACAUGAGACAAAGGAACUAUCAUAGGAGAGGACGUGUGGCGACAUACGUGCUUUUGUAUUGUUGUAAAAUAAUUAUAUUGUAAUAAUCUGUAAUUUAUAAAAUAUAAUAGGUUUAAUGCAGAUAAUUGAA